CCUGAGUUUAAGAUUUUAAAAAUAAUAUAUAGAAAGUAGUUUGACACUUUACCGCGAUGACAUCCAUGUUUCGGUCAGAAGAAAUGACACUAUGUCAGUUGUUUCUUCAAUCAGAGUCUGCCUAUGCAUGUGUUAGUGAGUUGGGGGAGUUGGGUGUAGUGGAAUUUCGUGAUUUAAAUCCAGAUGUCAAUGCAUUUCAAAGAAAAUUUGUUAAUGAAGUUCGAAGAUGUGAUGAAAUGGAAAGAAAAUUGCGUUUUAUGCAGAAGGAAAUCGAUAAAGCAGAAAUACCUAUUGUUGACAACAUGGAGAAUCCAGAGGCACCUCAUCCAAGAGAAAUGAUUGAUUUAGAGGCACAGUUUGAGCAGUUGGAAAAUGAAAUGAAAGAUUCCAAUUCCAAUUAUGAAGCUUUGCAAAGAAGUUUCUUGGAAUUAACUGAACUGAAGCACAUUUUAAAGAAAACUCAAACCUUUUUUGAAGAGGCUGAGCAGCAUGUGUUGCAAGAGCAUAUUGGCGAUACAAGUCAGCCAAGCAAUGCGGAAGAAUUAGCUUUGUUAGGUGAAAAUGAUCAAACACCGCAUAUCGGGGGUAGAUUAGGGUUUGUUGCUGGAGUCAUUCUGCGUGAACGCAUACCAUCCUUUGAAAGGUUGUUAUGGAGAGCAUGCAGAGGCAAUGUGUUUUUUAAGUAUGCAGAAAUUGAGACACAAUUGCAUGAUCCUGUUACUGGAGAUCCUACCAACAAAUGUGUCUUCAUUGUUUUUUUCCAAGGAGAACAGUUAAAAAUUAGAGUGAAGAAAAUCUGUGAAGGCUUUCGUGCUACACUUUACCCAUGUCCUGAGACACCAGCUGAAAGAAGAGAAAUGGCUAUUGGUGUCAUGACAAGAAUUGAAGAUUUGCAAUCAGUUAUCAAUCAAACUCAAGAACACCGGCACAGAUUGUUGCAAACAAUAGCAAAAAAUAUAAGUGUUUGGUUUAUCAAGGUGCGGAAGAUCAAGGCAAUUUAUCACACUAUGAACAUGUUUAAUCUGGAUGUGACUCAAAAAUGUCUCAUUGCUGAAUGUUGGGCACCAGUUGCUGAUUUGGAUACUAUUCAGAGUUCAUUAAGACGAGGGACAGAAAGCAGUGGCGCAUCUGUGCCAUCCAUCUUAAAUCGAAUGACCACAAAACAGUCGCCACCCACUUUUAAUCGAACAAAUAAGUUUACUCAUGGUUUCCAGGCUAUUGUUGAUGCGUAUGGAGUAGCAGACUAUCAAGAAGUCAAUCCUGCUUUGUACACUAUCAUAACUUUCCCAUUUUUGUUUUCUGUCAUGUUUGGUGAUUUUGGACAUGGAACAAUCAUGAUGUUUUUUGCUGCUUGGUUAAUUUGGAAUGAGAAGAAAUUUGCAAUAUGGAAAGGUGGCGGUGAGAUGUUUGAUACUGUUUUCCAUGGGCGUUAUAUUAUCUUUUUAAUGGGUAUUUUCUCCAUUUACUCUGGAUUUCUUUACAACGACAUCUUCUCAAAAUCCAUGAACAUCUUUGGAAGUGGUUGGGUUGAAUUGAAUUCAAACAAAUCAGACUAUGACAUCAGCAAAUUGCAUCACUAUCCUGAGUCAGCAACGAUUAUGUUUAAUCCAAAUGAUACUGCAAGAGCCACACCGUAUUAUUUUGGCGUUGACCCAAUCUGGCAAUUGGCAACCAACAAGUUAACUUUUACGAACUCUUUGAAAAUGAAACUCUCCAUUGUGUUUGGUGUAACACAUAUGAUGUUUGGUGUUGUCUUGAGUUUAUUCAAUCAUAUACAUUUCAAGCAGCGCAUCAACAUUUGGUGUGAAUUUAUUCCACAGCUGCUUUUUAUUGGCUGCAUCUUUGGUUACUUAGUGAUUUUGAUCUUCUACAAAUGGGUUGCGUACAGCAUCAAAGAUGAAAAUGCACCUAGUUUAUUGUUGGGGUUGAUUGGAAUGUUUUUAGAUUUUGGUAAAGAAAUCAAGGAAGAAGAAUUGGUGUAUGCAGGACAGAAAAAUGUUCAAACAUUUCUCGUACUUGUGGCCGUUUUGAGUGUGCCAUGGAUGUUGUUGGUGAAGCCGUUUUAUUUGAGACAUCAGAACAAACAGAAAGUUCAGAAACGUCCAGGAUUUUCAAGAUUUGUAGACGAUGGCAUCAAUGGUGAUCCUGAAGGAAUUAACCACAGUGAGAUUGUACACAAUGAAGACACGGUUCUGCAUCGUGAAGAAGAGGAAGAAGAAGUUUUUGAUUUUGGAGAGGUCUUCAUCCAUCAAGCUAUACACACAAUUGAGUAUUGUCUUGGUUGUAUUUCCAACACUGCUUCCUACCUUCGACUGUGGGCUUUAAGUUUGGCGCAUGCGCAAUUGUCUGAAGUAUUGUGGUCAAUGGUUUUCCACAUUGCCUUAAAAAUGUCUGGAGUAGUUGGCGCUGUAGCUGUGUUUGUGAUUUUCUCCGCCUGGGCAGUUUUAACCGUGGCGAUUUUAUUGGUGAUGGAAGGUCUGUCUGCGUUCCUGCACACACUCCGUCUUCAUUGGGUGGAAUUUAACAGCAAGUUUUACCAUGGCGCUGGUAAUAAGUUUCAACCGUUCUCCUUCAAGGUUAUUUUAGCGGAUGACUUGUAGACGAUUCUGGAAAUCUAUAUUUUUUCUUAUUUUUUGUUGUUGUUUGUUUAAUUUGUGUUAUUAUCGAGUUGUAAUUAAACCGGAUUUCUAAUGAGAAGUGGUAUGUGUCAUAACAUAAUUAUAUUGUUUUGCCUCGGUAUACUUUUAUACUCGUACUGCUGAUUCAAACGUACAUUUUCACAUAUGAACCGAAAGAUCGGGAUUGACCAAUCAGAUCAACCGGUUUCGGUGCGACAUGUGUAUCAUUUCUGUUCUUGGAAGUCUGGUUUGACAGUAAAUAAUUUUUUGUCACGAUGAUUUUUUUUUUUUUUAUCUUUCCCUCGCUUCACAUAUGAUUUCGAGUAGCAAAACGUGUGAUUUGUGCUGGGAAGAAAAGUUUUAAUAGGUGAGACAAGCUAAUUCAUGUCACAAAAGGAGAAUGCCCUUACUCAUUAUACAAAUAGUUUUUCGCUCAUUUUAAAUUCGAAAAUAUUGAACAGGAAAAGUUUGUUAUUUUUGUUGUUUUUCGUAUCAAAUGAAUUCUAAAAAGUUUAUUUUUUCAAUUAUUAAAUCUUGUGCUAUUCUGUAUCACGUUAUUUUUUAAUCUUAAUCUCGUUCCCAGGACCCUAAAUAAGUACAAGUUUUGAAAAUGCCAGUGAGUUAUCCGGAAAAAACCAUGAUAGCUAAAACAGAACUCUAGCAGUCAGGGAAUUGGGGACGAGGUUUGUUAACGUAUGUAAAUUGAUGUGUGUUUAUGUUCACACUCUAAAUAUGUUUUUGUUUUGAUUACAUGUGUUAAAGUCCUUUCUUCGACAAUAUCGUCCAAUCUCAAUGUGUGAAAUCUGGCUGUUUUUGUGCGUUUCGUGAUGUUAUUGAAUGUUCAACUUACUGACAAUACUCAACUUGAGACAUACGAUAUUAUAUUGCAAACAUUUAAAGUGCUAUGAAAUAUCACACAAUUACUAUUUUUAAAUCCAGUACUAAUUUUUAUUUGAUUCAUUGUUGUAACACUUGCAGAACAAAAAAAUACACUAAGACAAAUUGGUGAAUCGUUACUCUCUUUGGAACUGCUUUGAAACGAUCCAAAUAUCAAUUUGCUCUUAGCUUGUUUUUUUUUAACGAAAUAUAUUCAUUUGAUGAAA
Hydractinia symbiolongicarpus is the source of this 3721-nucleotide messenger RNA. RefSeq names its product V-type proton ATPase 116 kDa subunit a 1-like. NCBI's taxonomy places the organism in Eukaryota, Metazoa, Cnidaria, Hydrozoa, Anthoathecata, Hydractiniidae. The coding region runs from base 57 to 2600 and encodes 847 amino acids. The record is from RefSeq and is a predicted model, not a curated record. The transcript has 21 exons. Gene Ontology annotation, biological process: proton transmembrane transport; vacuolar acidification. Gene Ontology annotation, molecular function: ATPase binding; proton-transporting ATPase activity, rotational mechanism. Gene Ontology annotation, cellular component: vacuolar proton-transporting V-type ATPase, V0 domain; vacuolar proton-transporting V-type ATPase complex; plasma membrane.